CUAUGGCAGGGAGGGUUGGGUGGGGUACUGUGGGCAGGAAGCGGAAGCGCCCAGUAACCCCUAGCUGCAGCUGAGCACGCCAGAGCUCACUUCUACUGAACACAGCCAGAGCUGGUGGCGGGCGCUCAAGCACCAAGGCCGGCGGACUGAUGGACCUGCCCUGUGCCCUUGGGCUCGGGACACUGCUGGCCCUGCCAGGGGUCCUGGGCUCAGGCAGCAGUGCCAAGGACAGUGAGAGCUCCAGCUCUGUCACUGUUGUCCUGCUGCUGCUGCUGCUACUGCUGCUGGCCACUGGCCUGGCACUGGCCUGGCGCCGCCUCAGCCGCGACUCAGGGGGCUACUACCACCCAGCCCGCCUGGGCGCCGCACUAUGGGGCCGCACUCGCCGCCUCCUCUGGGCCAGCCCACCGGGCCGCUGGCUCCGGGCCCAGGCCGAGGUGGAGCCACCCGAUGAGGACCCAGAACAGCAGCAGGACGAGCAGGAUGUGGAAGAGGACUACCAUCUGGUUGGUGGCCUGGAGGAGACAGAGUCCCAGGAAGAGGAUCAGCAAUGCAGAGAGGGGCCCUGCCCACAGCAGGUCCCAGAGCCAGGCGAGGAAGCACGUGACAGUAACACCGGAGGGGGCCUGGGCCUUAGUUCCCAGGGGCCAGUGGGCUCAGGGGGCAGCGCCGAGGCCCUGCUGAGCGACCUGCACGCCUUUGCUGGCAGCGCGGCCUGGGACGACAGCGCCGAAGCAGCUGGCAGCCAGGGCCUCCACGUCACAGCACUGUAAGAGCCAGUGUGGUGUGUCACAUCCCUGUCACUGUGCCUCUGCAUCCCAUGCUACCCUGGACCUAUUGUCACCCACACCGCUACACAGGGUGUCUCAGACUAUUGCUCCCCUACCAGUUCUGUCCCCAAAGCUGUGUAUCCUUGUCCCCAUCAGGAAGCCCACCCAUCCCUAGUGGCACUGGAGAGCCUUCUGAAAUAAAACCCCUCCAGCCCUGUG
Molecule: messenger RNA, 989 nt
Organism: Canis lupus familiaris (dog)
Lineage: Eukaryota; Metazoa; Chordata; Mammalia; Carnivora; Canidae
Gene: PTPRCAP
Product: protein tyrosine phosphatase receptor type C associated protein
Exons: 2
Coding region: 150-773 (207 amino acids)
Cellular component (GO): plasma membrane
Source: RefSeq, a predicted model, not a curated record